GUGUUCGGUUCGUCGAAUGUUGAUUUGAGGUUUGGAGUUGGAUUUUUUUUGUUUAUUUAUUUUGAUCAUUGUCGAUUGAGAAAACCAACAUCGGAAUUUAUUCAUCGACAAAAUGCCACAAAACGAACAUAUUGAAUUAUUUAAUAAACGUUAUGGUCGUCGAUUAGAUUAUGAAGAACGUAAACGUAAAAAAGAAGCUCGUCGUGUACGAGAAAUAUCAUCAAAAGCUAAAAAACUUCGUGGUAUUAAAGCUAAAAUUUAUAAUCGUCAACGAUUUACCGAAAAAGUUCAGAUGAAAAAAACGAUGAAAAAACAUGAAGAAAAAGAAAGUAAAAAAAGGGAAACUCCUGUUGAUGAUGGAACAGCAUUACCACAUUAUCUAUUGGAACGUGAAAAUCAAACUCGUGCUAAAGUUUUAUCCAAUAUGAUCAAACAAAAACGUAAAGAUAAAGCAGGUAAAUGGGAAGUUCCGAUUCCUAAGGUGAAAGCUGUUUCAGAUUUUGAAGUAUUCAAAACAAUUGAAACUGGUAAACGAAAGAAAAAAUCCUGGAAACGAAUGGUAACAAAAGUAUGUUUUGUUGGUGAUGGAUUUACACGUAAACCACCAAAAUUUGAAAGAUUCAUACGACCAAUGGCAUUAAGAUUUAAAACAGCACAUGUAACACAUCCCGAAUUGAAUACAACAUUUAAUUUACCAAUAAUUGGUGUGAAAAAAAAUCCAAGCAGUCCAAUGUAUACAUCAUUAGGUGUUAUAACCAAAGGUACGGUUAUUGAAAUUAAUAUUAGUGAACUUGGUCUUGUUACACAAUCGGGUAAAGUUGUUUGGGGAAAAUAUGCACAAGUAACGAAUAAUCCUGAAAAUGAUGGUUGUAUUAAUGCUGUUCUUAUUGUAUAAAAUUUUGUUUAUUUAAAAUGAUUUUUUUAAAAAAAU
Dermatophagoides pteronyssinus (European house dust mite) is the source of this 931-nucleotide messenger RNA. RefSeq names its product NSA2 ribosome biogenesis factor-like IP259 (gene Ip259). The record is from RefSeq and is a predicted model, not a curated record. Lineage: Eukaryota; Metazoa; Arthropoda; Arachnida; Sarcoptiformes; Pyroglyphidae.